UAGUUAUUAGAACCAAUAACAAAAAUUCUAGAGUGCAUUUGAGUUUAUUAGUUUGUAGUUAUAUAGCAAAAUGCUCGUCUAUUUCGGCUCACUAAAUUAAGGAAGUUGUUGUAGCACGUUGCCACGCCCCCACCCAAAACAGUCGACCACCCCCCGCCUCCGCCCACAACGUGUGAGAGAGAUAGAGGGAUUAAAAGCAACAACAACACAUAAAGAAAACGAAAGAUUUCCGCAAGGAACCACCAACAAAAACAACAAUUACUUUGGUGAUUCUCGUAACGGCAAAAACAACAAGAGAAUAAAUUUAAAUCAAAAAGAACUGUGCUCUCUGCUGUUGUGCAUGUGUGUAUGUGUGUUUAAGCGGUGUGGUGCGUGCAUUACAAUAAUUGCACAAAAUUCAAGACAAACGUGGGGCGGGGGUGUCUGUAAGUGUGAGUGCGACAGAACGCGACCUAUACAGAGGGAGAAAGAGAGACGGCAACAACAAAGGGCUGUGAUUUUUUUGACCCCUCCCCCGCCCCCUCACACAAACUCGCGUAUUUACCAAAUAAACGGAACACACCAACACAACACAAGCCUCAAAAGCUAGAACAACAAAUCGAAUAGUUUUGCUGGUGAUUUGAGAGGGUGGAGAGGAGAGUGUGAGUGAGUGGGAGAUUGGAAGAGUCGCUGGAAAAGUAAAACUGGCAGAGAGAGUGCAAUGGAUGUCCUGGAACUGCUGCGCGCCAGCGCCACCGGCGGCUUCAACACUCUCUUCUCGGACGCAUGGUGUCAGUACGUUUCGCAGCAGAUCACAGCAACGAUGUACAUGUAUUGCGCCAUAGCAGUGCUGGGCUUUCUGUUCCUGGCCUGGUUCAUGUACUUUAAGCGCAUGGCCCGCUUGCGCCUGCGCGACGAGCUUGCCUUCAUCCGUUCCCUGAGCGCGGUAACCUCAUCCGGCGGAGAUCUGCGCGGCCUGCGUUUCCGCAAGCGCGACAAGAUGCUCUUCUACGGACGUCGAAUGCUGCGCAAGAUGAAGAACGUUAGUGGUCAGAUGUAUAGCAGCGGCAAGGGCUACAAGCGACGGGCUGUGAUGCGAUUCGCCAGGCGAAUCCUUCAGCUGAGGCGCGACAACAUGCCGCUGGAGAUGCGCACCGUGGAGCCGCCAGCGGAGUAUCUGGAGGAGACCAUCGAGGGCAGCGAUCGGGUGCCACCCGAUGCCGUUUACAUGCUGCAUGGGAUUCGCAUCUUUGGUCACUUCGAGAAGCCCGUCUUCCUGCGGCUCUGCAAGCACACCCAGUUGCUGGAACUGAUGGCCGGCGAUUAUCUGUUCAAGAUAACCGAUCCGGAUGAUAGCGUCUAUAUCGUCCAGUCGGGCAUGAUAAAUGUGUAUAUCUCAAAUGCGGAUGGCAGCACUCUGUCGCUGAAGACGGUGCGCAAGGGCGAGUCGGUGACCUCGCUGCUGAGCUUUAUAGAUGUCCUGUCGGGAAAUCCCAGUUACUACAAAACAGUCACCGCUAAGGCCAUUGAGAAAUCGGUGGUCAUUCGGCUGCCCAUGCAGGCCUUCGAAGAGGUGUUCCAGGACAAUCCGGACGUGAUGAUCCGGGUCAUCCAGGCGAUAAUGAUAAGACUACAACGAGUUCUCUUCACCGCACUGCGCAACUACCUUGGUCUAAAUGCCGAACUGGUGCAGAACCACAUGCGCUACAAGAGUGUCUCCACGAUGAGUGGACCGAUCAACUCGCAGUCCUCGCAAUCCUCACGCCAGGCGGCCAAUGGUCCGCCCACGGUGAUCACCCAACUGAAUCUAAUGCAGUCUGCUGCCUUGGGUUCGGUAUCGGGAUCGGGUGUGGCAGUGACCUUGACCCGAGCACCGCCUUCGCCAUCGCGUCAUUCGCGCGAAGAGCACACGCUAUCCGAUACGAAUCCCAAUACGGAUGGCAGUAUUCAGGGCACUAGCAAUCUAUUCACCGAGGUGCACGGCGAUGCGCCAAAUGCAGAUCUAUUCCAUCAGCAGCAGCAUUCGGUGGGCAAUCUGUCCACGCGUCGCGGUUCCAUCACCCAGAUGACGCCCGAGGGCUCGCAGGCCAGUCCUCAGGUACCGGGAGUAUCGCCCUCGAUAGACAUGCGCCUGGUGCAAUCCUCAGCGGUGGACAGUCUGCGUAAGGAGCUGGGUCUGCCCGAGGAGGAUGCCCACAUCAUUGAACCCUUUGUGGAGAUACGCGAACUGGAGCCGAAUGUCACUUUAAUCACCGAAGGUAAUGCGGACGAUGUUUGCGUGUGGUUCGUGAUGACGGGCACAUUGGCUGUCUACCAGAGCAAUCAGGAUGCCACGCGUGCCAAGCCGGACAAGAGCGACCAGCUCAUCCAUUUUGUGCAUCCCGGGGAAAUCGUUGGCGGACUGGCCAUGCUGACGGGAGAGGCCAGUGCCUAUACCAUUCGAUCGAGGAACAACAGCAGGAUUGCCUUCAUCCGACGUGCGGCCAUUUACCAGAUCAUGCGACAGCGACCCCGCAUUGUUUUGGAUCUGGGCAAUGGGGUAGUACGCCGCCUAUCGCCGCUGGUGAGGCAGUGCGACUACGCCCUGGAUUGGAUCUUCCUUGAGUCGGGCAGAGCUGUCUAUCGGCAGGACGAGAGCAGCGACAGCACAUACAUUGUCCUAAGCGGACGCAUGCGUUCGGUUAUCACGCAUCCCGGUGGCAAAAAGGAGAUCGUCGGCGAAUACGGCAAGGGGGAUCUCGUGGGCAUCGUCGAAAUGAUCACGGAAACGUCGCGCACCACGACGGUGAUGGCUGUGCGCGACUCGGAGCUGGCCAAGCUGCCCGAGGGCCUGUUCAAUGCCAUUAAGCUGCGCUACCCCAUCGUGGUCACCAAGCUGAUUAGCUUCCUUAGCCACCGCUUCCUCGGCUCGAUGCAGACGCGCUCGGGCAGCGGGGCGCCGGGCGCGCCCGUCGAGGCCAAUCCCGUCACGCACAAGUACUCCACGGUGGCCCUGGUGCCCAUCACCGACGAGGUGCCGCUGACGCCCUUCACCUACGAGCUCUACCACUCGCUCUGUGCCAUAGGACCCGUCCUCCGUUUGACCUCCGAUGUGGUGCGCAAACAGCUCGGUCCGAACAUCUUCGAGGCGGCGAACGAGUACCGGCUGACCUCGUGGCUGGCCCAGCAGGAGGAUCGGAACAUCAUCACCCUGUAUCAGUGCGAUAGUUCGCUGAGUGCCUGGACACAUCGCUGCAUGCGCCAGGCGGACGUCAUCCUGAUUGUGGGCCUCGGCGAUCGCUCCUACCUGGUUGGGAAGUUCGAACGUGAGAUCGACCGGCUGGCGAUGCGCACGCAGAAGGAGCUGGUCCUGCUAUAUCCGGAGACGACCAAUGCCAGGCCGGCCAACACGCUCAGCUGGCUAAAUGCCCGACCCUGGGUGACCAAGCACCACCACGUGCUCUGCGUCAAGCGCAUCUUCACGCGCAAAAGUCAAUACCGCAUUAAUGAUCUCUACAGUCGCGUCUUGCUGUCCGAGCCGAACAUGCAUUCCGACUUCUCGCGUUUGGCCCGCUGGCUUACGGGCAACUCGAUUGGCCUUGUCCUGGGCGGCGGAGGUGCGCGCGGUGCCGCCCACAUUGGGAUGCUGAAGGCCAUCCAGGAGGCGGGGAUACCCAUCGACAUGGUCGGUGGCGUCAGCAUUGGCGCCCUUAUGGGAGCCCUCUGGUGCUCGGAGCGUAAUAUCACCACGGUUACGCAAAAGGCGCGCGAGUGGUCAAAGAAAAUGACGAAAUGGUUCCUACAACUGCUGGACCUCACCUACCCGAUCACAUCGAUGUUCUCCGGACGGGAGUUCAACAAGACGAUCCACGACACUUUCGGGGAUGUGAGCAUCGAGGAUCUGUGGAUACCCUACUUCACCCUCACCACCGACAUCACCGCCAGUUGCCAUCGCAUUCACACCAAUGGAUCUCUGUGGCGUUACGUACGCUCCUCCAUGUCGCUCAGUGGUUAUAUGCCGCCGUUGUGCGAUCCUAAAGAUGGGCACCUCUUGCUGGAUGGCGGCUAUGUGAAUAAUCUGCCAGCCGAUGUGAUGCACAAUCUGGGGGCUGCUCACAUAAUCGCCAUCGAUGUGGGAUCACAGGACGACACCGAUCUUACCAACUAUGGCGACGACCUGAGCGGUUGGUGGCUGCUCUACAAGAAGUGGUUUCCCUUCACGACGCCUGUGAAGGUGCCCGACUUGCCGGACAUCCAAUCCCGACUUGCCUAUGUGUCCUGCGUGCGCCAGCUGGAGGAGGUCAAGAACUCGGACUACUGCGAGUACAUUCGACCCCCGAUCGACAAGUACAAGACCCUUGCCUUUGGUAGCUUCGACGAGAUCCGCGAUGUGGGCUAUGUGUUCGGGAAGAACUACUUCGAGAGCAUGGCCAAGGCGGGCCGGCUGGGCCGCUUCAACCAGUGGUUCAACAAGGAGCCACCCAAGCGGGGCAACCACGCCUCGCUCAACGAGUACACGUUCAUCGAUCUGGCGCAGAUCGUGUGUCGACUGCCGGAGACGUACGCGGUGAACACGGCGGAGCUCUUCAGCGAGGACGAAGACUGUGAUGGCUACAUCUCGGAGCCGACGACUCUCAACACGGACCGACGACGCAUUCAAGUGCCGCGUGCUGGCAACUCGUUGUCCUUCUCCGAGACUGAAAUGGAUUCAGAUCUAGAGAUUGACCUGAAGCUGGAGCGCAAGACGGACAAGUCCACACAGUCCACACCGCCGGCGACCAGCAGGACCAGUUUGCGCGGCAAGGAAGAGGCUAGAGGCUAUGUGGAGGAUCAUCGUGAUCGCGACUGGCACUGGGGUGCAAAGCACAAGGAUGCGACUGACGGUGGGGCCACCACAGCCGCACACACUCUGACUGAGCAGGAGCAACCGCAGCAGCAGCAGCAGCAACAGGAGGAUCAGGACGCCAGGGCGGAGCAGCUGGUGGACAAGGACGAGGACAAGGAGAACAGGAGCAGCGCGAAUAACGAAACCAAAAACUAGCUAUAUAGACAAGCCAACCGAGGCGGGAUAUCUACUCAACAAAAUGCAGAAACAGCAACAGCAAAAGCAACAAGCCGAGGACGACGAGGUGCCUUCCGCUUGCCCGACGCCCAACGGCAAACACUUCACCAGCAAACCAACCACAACCACAAACUACUCAAUCAUCCAAUCUCCAAAACGAAACAAACUAAAUAGCAAUGACAAGGAAAUUUGUUAACCUCUAGGUUUUAUAGCAACCAAGACUUAGGCUUAGCUUAGCAUAUGGAAUAC
Molecule: messenger RNA, 5269 nt
Organism: Drosophila suzukii
Lineage: Eukaryota; Metazoa; Arthropoda; Insecta; Diptera; Drosophilidae
Gene: sws
Product: patatin like phospholipase domain containing sws
Biological process (GO): phosphatidylcholine metabolic process
Cellular component (GO): endoplasmic reticulum
Molecular function (GO): phosphatidylcholine lysophospholipase A1 activity
Source: RefSeq, a predicted model, not a curated record